GGCGGCGGCGGCGGCGGCGGCGGCCGGGGCGCCGGCUGGGGGGGCGCUGAGGCGAGAGCUGUGGCGGCGCUGGGCGCCCCUCGCCCCUCGGCCUCGGCGGGCCAUGGGCUCCGAAAAGGACUCCGAGUCGCCGCGCUCCACGUCCAUCCACGCGGCCGCGCCCGAGCCCAAGUGCCGCAGCGGCGGCCGGCGCCGGCGCCUCACCUUCCACAGCGUCUUCUCGGCGUCGGCUCGCGGCCGCCGCGCCCGGGCCAAGCAUCAGGCCGAGCCGCCGCCCCCGGCCGCGCCGCCGCCCCCCGCCCCGGCCGCGGCCGCGGCCCCGGCGCCGCCGCCCGACGCGCUGCCCGCCGAGGCGGGGGUCGAGGCCGAGGCGGAGGCCGCGGUGGCGGCGGCGGCGGCGGCGACGACGGCGGGGCCGGCGGCGGCGGCGGCGGCGGCGGGGCCGGACGAUGAGGCGGCGGCCGAGGGCGGCGGCGCGGGCUCGGACGAGGUGGAGUGCCCGCUGUGCCUGGUGCGGCUGCCGCCCGAGCGGGCCCCGCGCCUGCUCAGCUGCCCGCACCGCUCGUGCCGCGACUGCCUCCGCCACUACCUGCGCCUGGAGAUCAGCGAGAGCCGUGUCCCCAUCAGCUGCCCCGAGUGCAGCGAGCGCCUCAACCCGCACGACAUCCGCCUGCUGCUGGCCGACCCGCCGCUCAUGCACAAGUACGAGGAGUUCAUGCUGCGCCGCUACCUGGCCUCGGACCCCGACUGCCGCUGGUGCCCGGCGCCCGACUGCGGUUAUGCUGUUAUAGCGUAUGGCUGUGCCAGCUGCCCAAAGCUGACCUGUGAGAGGGAAGGCUGCCAGACUGAGUUCUGCUACCACUGCAAGCAAAUAUGGCAUCCAAACCAGACCUGCGAUAUGGCCCGUCAGCAGAGGGCACAGACUUUACGAGUGCGGACCAAGCACACAUCAGGUCUUAGUUAUGGUCAAGAAUCUGGACCAGAUGACAUCAAGCCAUGCCCACGAUGCAGUGCUUACAUUAUUAAGAUGAAUGAUGGAAGCUGCAACCAUAUGACCUGUGCAGUGUGUGGCUGUGAAUUCUGUUGGCUUUGUAUGAAAGAGAUCUCAGACUUGCAUUACCUCAGUCCCUCUGGCUGCACAUUCUGGGGCAAGAAACCAUGGAGCCGCAAGAAGAAAAUUCUUUGGCAGUUGGGCACAUUAAUUGGUGCUCCAGUGGGGAUUUCUCUCAUUGCUGGCAUUGCCAUCCCUGCCAUGGUCAUUGGCAUUCCUGUGUAUGUUGGCAGAAAGAUUCACAGCAGAUAUGAGGGAAGGAAAACCUCCAAACAUAAGAGGAAUUUGGCCAUCACAGGAGGGGUAACCUUGUCAGUCAUUGCAUCCCCAGUUAUUGCAGCAGUUAGUGUUGGUAUUGGUGUCCCCAUUAUGCUGGCAUAUGUCUAUGGGGUUGUGCCCAUUUCUCUCUGUCGUGGUGGCGGCUGUGGAGUUAGCACAGCCAAUGGAAAGGGAGUGAAAAUUGAGUUUGAUGAAGAUGAUGGUCCAAUCACAGUGGCAGAUGCCUGGCGAGCCCUCAAGAAUCCCAGCAUUGGGGAAAGCAGCAUUGAAGGCCUGACAAGUGUGCUGAGCACCAGUGGAAGCCCUACAGAUGGACUCAGUGUUAUGCAGGGCCCAUACAGUGAAACAGCCAGUUUUGCAGCCCUCUCGGGGGGCACAUUGAGUGGUGGCAUUCUUUCCAGUGGCAAGGGAAAAUACAGCAGGUUAGAAGUCCAAGCCGAUGUCCAAAAGGAAAUUUUCCCCAAAGACACAGCCAGUCUUGGUGCAAUUAGUGACAACGCAAGUACUCGUGCUAUGGCCGGUUCCAUUAUCAGUUCCUACAACCCACAGGACAGAGAAUGUAACAAUAUGGAAAUCCAAGUGGACAUUGAAGCCAAACCAAGCCAUUAUCAGCUGGUUAGUGGGAGCAGCACAGAGGACUCACUCCAUGUUCAUGCUCAGAUGGCGGAGAAUGAAGAAGAAAGUAGUGGUGGCGGCAGCAGUGGCAGUAAUGAAGAAGACCCCUCCUGCAAACACCAAAGCUGUGAACAGAAAGACUGCCUGGCCAGCAAACCUUGGGACAUCAGCCUGGCCCAACCCGAGAGCAUCCGCAGUGACCUGGAGAGCUCUGAUACACAGUCAGACGAUGUGCCAGACAUCACCUCGGAUGAGUGUGGCUCCCCUCGCCCCCACACUACAGCCUGCCCCUCGACCCCCAGAGCUCAAGGUGCACCAAGCCCAAGUGCCCAUAUGAACCUCUCUGUGCCAGCUGAGGGGAAGACUCUUUCGAAGCUAGAAGCUGGAGAAGCCAGAGUAUGAAGUGGAAUGAAUGCUCCUGUUCUGAGAAGCACACUUGUAACUUCAUCUUUUGGAAUCUUUUUUUUUUUUUUGGGGCGGGGGGCGGGAAACGAAGGGAUUUAUGUAUUUUAUUUCAAAGAUUCUCUGGUCACAGGUUUUCCCCAGGGAAAUUCUGAGAAAUUUGCGAUUUCUUACUGGAUAAAACAUGGAAGUUUACCCCUUUGUCCCACGCCCCUCACCCUUCCCCUUUUUCUAGUUUUAAUUUAUUGGUUAAACUGAUGGUGGCAAUCUGUGAGGUGUGUCAAAGAGUGUACAGAUGUAUGUGUGUAUAUUGUAUGUAUGCUAACCUUACUGAAGGACACAUUUUAAUAAAGAUUUCUGUCAUAAUUCAA
Sorex fumeus (smoky shrew) is the source of this 2718-nucleotide messenger RNA. RefSeq names its product ring finger protein 19B (gene RNF19B). Gene Ontology annotation, cellular component: cytoplasm; ubiquitin ligase complex. Gene Ontology annotation, molecular function: ubiquitin conjugating enzyme binding; zinc ion binding; ubiquitin protein ligase activity. Bases 104 to 2347 code for a protein of 747 amino acids. The transcript has 9 exons. Lineage: Eukaryota; Metazoa; Chordata; Mammalia; Eulipotyphla; Soricidae. Gene Ontology annotation, biological process: protein polyubiquitination; ubiquitin-dependent protein catabolic process; positive regulation of proteasomal ubiquitin-dependent protein catabolic process. The record is from RefSeq and is a predicted model, not a curated record.